UGCCGCCCGCACUCUCUCAGACCGUUGGCUUCCUAGCUGGCCUGUUGCUAAGGCCGCCGGAUUCCGUUGCUAGGGGUCCUGGGGAUGCUGAGCACCAAGGACGCGCCGUUCCUUUCCUGGGGUCUGACUUUGGCUAGGAGUAGCCUUCGACGGCCUGAAUUGAAACCGGCCGCCUUUCCCCUCACCCACCACAACCCCCUUUAAAGAAAAAAAAAACAAACCUCUGUUUUUCUCCACUUUUUUCCUCCACGCCCUCCUCAUUUUCUAACUUUGACAACACCCUGGCCCUGAACUGGUCUUAGGUAUUUGGAAAUCUGUGGUGUUUGAAGGGGAGAGGAGUAAAAGGGAAGCAAUGCAGAAAUCAGAGUGCCAUGGAGGUGUACAGUUGAGAAACAGAGUGACAGGUAACUGUGAUCAAAGGAUAUCAUCAAGCACACAAAUAAAAAAUAGGACUACAGUUCAACGAAGCAAAUCUUCAUCAUCAACCAGUUCACCAGAGUCUACAAGAAAACAUCCUCGACCGAGUGAUAAACUUAACCCUAAAACAAUUAACCCGUUUGGUGAACAGUCACGAACUCCUUCCGCGUUUGCAGCUAUUUACUCUAAAGGAGGUAUUCCUUGCAGGUUGGUCCAUGGUUCAGUAAAACACAGGUUACAGUGGGAGUGUCCUCCUGAAAAUCUUCCAUUUGAUCCUCUUCUUAUUACUUUAGCUGAGGGUCUGAGAGAGACUAAACAUCCAUACACCUUCGUGUCAAAGGAAGGUUUUAGAGAAUUGCUUUUGGUCCAAGGUGCUGCUGACAAAGCUGUGCCUUUGCUUCCUAGACUGAUUCCUGUGCUAAAGGCAGCUCUGGCCCAUUCGGAUGAUGAAGUGUUUGAAAGAGGAUUGAAUGCUCUGGUGCAGUUAAGUGUUGUUGUUGGUCCUUCUCUAAAUGACCAUCUGAAACACCUGCUCACAAGUCUUUCCAAGAGACUAAGGGACAAGAAAUUCAAAGAGCCAAUCACCAGUGCUUUACAGAAGCUAGAGCAGCAUGGCGGAAGUGGAAGCCUUAUCAUCAUCAAAGCUAAAAUUCCAACAUACUGCUCCAUAUGCUGUUGAAAAAGAGGCCAGCAAAAAUCUUCUUACUGCCUGGUGACAGAUGUUAAACGCUGACCAUGGGGACCUGUGGAACCUUUUCAGAUUCACUUCAGUUUAUUCUUUUGUAAAUCACAGCCACCAUUCAUUAUUUACUAAUUUAAGAUAAGUAUACACAAUUCCACUAAAUCAUAGUAAAAGUUAUUCUUCAACAAAAAAGAAUGGUUAAUGAUGGAAAGCUAUUAAAAAAAGUUCUACAAUA
Molecule: messenger RNA, 1334 nt
Organism: Equus caballus (horse)
Lineage: Eukaryota; Metazoa; Chordata; Mammalia; Perissodactyla; Equidae
Gene: PACRGL
Product: parkin coregulated like
Source: RefSeq, a predicted model, not a curated record